Messenger RNA from Sus scrofa (pig), 2333 nucleotides. NCBI's taxonomy places the organism in Eukaryota, Metazoa, Chordata, Mammalia, Artiodactyla, Suidae. The record is from RefSeq and is a predicted model, not a curated record.
GCAGUUUUCCCCAGCUUUGGGUGGUGGCUGCUGCUGGGCUCCCGCUUCCCGUCGGCGGAGGGCGAGGCGGCGUGGACCGCGGCCCCGGCACCCCGCGCCCUGCCGCCCGCAGCCGCGCGCCCGCCCGCCCGCCGCGCCCCGAGCUCCGAGCUCCUCGCCUCAGUGCCCGGCCGCCGCCGCCGCCGCGGCCCAGCGAGCGGCCCAGAUGCAGGCCAUCAAGUGUGUGGUGGUGGGAGACGGAGCUGUGGGUAAAACUUGCCUCCUGAUCAGUUACACGACCAAUGCCUUUCCCGGAGAAUAUAUCCCCACGGUCUUUGACAACUAUUCUGCCAAUGUUAUGGUGGAUGGAAAACCGGUGAAUCUGGGCUUAUGGGAUACGGCUGGACAAGAAGAUUACGACCGGUUACGUCCCCUGUCCUACCCACAAACAGUUGGAGAAACGUAUGGUAAGGAUAGACCCUCCAGGGGCAAAGACAAGCGCUUGCCGUAUGACGUAUUCUUAAUUUGCUUUUCUCUUGUGAGCCCUGCAUCUUUUGAAAAUGUUCGCGCAAAGUGGUACCCAGAAGUGCGACACCAUUGUCCCAACACGCCCAUCAUCCUGGUGGGGACGAAGCUUGAUCUCAGGGAUGAUAAAGACACGAUCGAGAAACUGAAGGAGAAGAAGCUGACUCCCAUCACCUACCCGCAGGGCUUGGCCAUGGCGAAGGAGAUCGGUGCUGUGAAAUACCUGGAGUGCUCGGCGCUCACGCAGCGGGGCCUCAAGACAGUGUUCGACGAAGCCAUCCGAGCGGUUCUCUGCCCGCCCCCCGUCAAGAAGAGGAAGAGGAAGUGCCUGCUGUUGUAAACGCCUGGGGCCCGGGGCGGGGGCCCGUCCCGCCCCGAACCUUUGUCUGCUUUGCUCAAAUGUGGAGCCUUCGCACUCAAUGCCAAGUUUUUGUUACAGAUUAGUUUUUCCAUAAAACCGUUUUGAACCAAUCAGUAAUUUCUAGGUUUUUCUCUGUUUAAAGUGUAAGAGUUUAAACUUUCACAUUCUAUUAAAGUUUAGCCCUAAAAUGACAAGCUUUCCUAAAGCCUUAUUUUUCAGAAGCCCCUGUUCUUGCUCAGAUGAAGAGUUGCCAAAAUCCCUUGUGAGCCAAGUUGCGUUGUUGGGCUGAGAACACUAAGCACUAAGCUGUUGACAGAGACCUCUCUCCCUGCGAGACCGUCCCUUCCGAGGCCGGCGGCUUUCCACCGUGAAGGGCGGGCGUAGCGCCUCCUUCGCGAAACGUCGCCACGGAGCGCACCCUCGUCUAUCCGCCCGUGCCCAUGACCUGACGUUGUACUGUGCGUCCUGGCGAGGAGGUGACAGCGCAGCUCUCUGCAUCAAGCUCUGAUUGCGUAGUGAGGGUUUCUUUAAGCGAUGAGUGUACUAGCUUUCGUGAGCCUUGAACUGAACUCCUGCUCACGUGUUCCCUCCGGCGAGGUGUUCUGGCCGUGGGUGCGCGGGGUGGAGCGUGGGGAGCGCCUGUGAUCGAAGGAUGAAGACAGUAUUUUGACAAGAUACGGAGGUUAAUUUACACUACAUUGUACACGAAAUAGUGAAACUAUUGAAAGUGUCACGGGUACAAGUUUUAAAAGGUUGAUUGCUGUCAAGUGAGUAGAUGAUGAAAGGCUGGUGUUAUCAGUUAGUGUUUUCUUAAGCUCUUGCUUUUUCUUCACCCUGCCCUUCCCUCCUGAAAUUGGGCGUUGGAAUCCCUUUUUGACUUGGUCCUUCUCAUAGUUGCUAACUUAGUGCUUUCCUUAUAGAAUCCCUUCUUAACGAGCAAUAUGCCUCCUUGUAUUAUAAAAUCCUUCUGAGUGAGCGUUAGAAACAUCCUUUGGUAGGUCGUAAAAGUGCAUUCCUCAUCUCACGUUACUUUAUUCACGGCUACUCAGUGCUUUCCUUAGUUUUCUAGUACCUGGGUGUAAACAUCCUGUGUUGCAGCUUUACAGUUUUUAAGACACUUUAGAUCUUCUUAGACGGUAACCUUCUCACCAUCACUGUCUCUUCGUCCCUGACGCCGCACCCUGACUAAUGAACACUGACCCUCCUGCCCCCCCCCCCCCCCCCGGGCCUCCUCCCCGCCCUGCCCACGUCCCCCUGGGCUCCGAGGUGCCGAACCCCGUGCUCGUGCUAACCAGGUUCUCUGCAGCUUACCCGCUGGCAAGAAUACGAGCUUGGACCUUCCAACCACUAGAACAAAAUUUUUUAAAUUGACAGUUGCAGAAUUGUGGAGUGUUUUUACAUUGAUCUUUUGCUAAUGCAAUUAGCAGUAUGUUUUGCAUGUACGACUUAAUAAAUCCUUGAAUCAUAA